Messenger RNA from Clunio marinus, 444 nucleotides. The record is from the annotation of a GenBank genome assembly. NCBI's taxonomy places the organism in Eukaryota, Metazoa, Arthropoda, Insecta, Diptera, Chironomidae.
AUGGGAAUCUUCGAAGAAUCUUUUGUGUGUUUAUUUUUACGGGCCUUGAGACAUGUUAAGGAUGAUCCAAUAGCACGAGAACUAAGCAGAUGCAUGAAGAAUAUGUUUAGUGAAAGGCAAACGAUCCAUUCGAUAGCUUCAUGUGAAGGUUUUCAUCAAAGCCAAAGUGAAUUGCCGCACGACGACGAAGACGACGACUCGACAGUUCCGCCGAAAGUAGUAAAUACAAGAGGAAAGCAUGGAUAUGAAAUUGGAUAUUUUACUGAUAACUUUGUCCGUUUGCAGCAUUGGUUUAGACUAAAUGAUUUGAUACAAUGCAUUAUGAACAUAAAAUUUAGAGAAGAGAAGGCGACGCCCGUUUAUCAUGCAACGACGAUGUCAAUUAAAUUUGUGGUGCUCUGUGUCGCAAUAGUUUUCAAUCAUCCAGACAAAGAAACCCCCUGA